CAAAUCAUUUCUGCUGCAGUCCGAAACCUGAGCAGGAUCAAGAGCCUCUGAACUGGACGCUCCAACAGGCUGUUUCUGGGUGUGUGAUCAUGGAGGCCGGGCGCUAUCCUCUCAGCGUGCACGUUUCUGGAGUGAUGUACAAGGAGAAGAAAAAACUGUUCAUGACAUCCGUGCUGUGGUCGGACCAGAACGAGAUUGUGAUCUACAGAAGUUUUGCUGAAUUCAAGAGCAUGCAUAAACAAUUGAAGAAAGCCUUUCCGUCUGCAAAUAAACUUAAAAAGUCAGGCAGAGUCAUCCCCAGAUUUCAAGACAAAACGUUGAAGCAGAAGAACCCUAAAAAAGGCCCCAACAAGACACUGGCGUACGUCAAGUUCUUGCAGGAGUACUGCACUGAGCUUCUGAGCUGCGACGCACAAGUGUGUCAGUCGACGGACCUCAUCAACUUUUUCCAGCCCAAAGACCAGGAUCUGCAGCCGGAGUUCGCCAAGAACAGCAUCAUCAUAAUGCCUUCCGAGGAGGAAAACGGCAGCAGGCAUGCCAGCAGUGGCAACGUGACCCAGCCGUUUGUGACGGAGACCUACAGAUGUGUGGCCACGUACGAGGCCAAAGACACCAAGAACAAGCCUUUCAAGGUGGCCGUGGACGAAAAAGUCGACGUGCUCAUCAAAGACAAAGCCGGAUGGUGGCUGGUGGAGAAAGAAGACAAGCGCAUGGCCUGGUUUCCUGCGCCUUACCUGGAGAAGAUAGAUGAUGAUGACGAUGAAGAUGAGAUGGACGCCACCCCUGAGAGAGGCAUGCUCUACACUGCAAUCAAGAGCUACAAGGCCACCAAAGACGAUGAGAUAACCGUGAACAUUGGCAGCGUAGUCGAGGUGUUGCAGAAAUCCGAAAACGGCUGGUGGCUCAUCAGAUCCAAUGGAAAAGUCGGGUACAUCCCUGCAAUGUACCUGAAGCCCCACAGUUACCCCCACAUCCGCCUGACACCAAACAUUCCAGACCCGCGGGCCUCCCCCACCUCUCUGUCCCCCUCCAAUUUGCAGCAGCAGUCCCAGCUCAGCCGCUCCCAAGGAAACCUGCUGCAGGGUUCCCCCGCCAGGUCCCCAUCCCCCUUCCUCAAGCCAGAGAGCAAGCAGAGGUCCCAGUCUCUCGAUUUCUCUGAACAGCCCCUUCCUCCUCCUCCUCCUCCUCCGCCUUCGCGCUCUGCGGCUGCUGCCGCCACGCCCAGCUCCACCCUGCAGGCCCCUCUGCCCACCAUCACGGUGGAGAUGGACGAAGAGGAAGCCAACCGAGACAAGAUGGUCAGGGCGGACAGUGAGGGGAGCUUCUCCAGCGACAGCUCCGACUUCAGCUUCAGUGACGAGCUCAGCUCCUCCUCCGCCAGCUCGUCCCUCACCCUGAGCCCCGUGGCCAACGACGAGCAGCCGCGCUUCAGCCGCACGCCCGAACCCAUGAGCAGCAGCCACCUCAGCCCGACGAGCGGAAUGGAGGGCCGGCUGAUGCCCAGCGUCUCUGAUCCCAACCUCUACAAGGGGCCCAGAUCGCCGAAGGUGCCUCCGAGGCCUCGGGCUCAGGAGAUCCUCACCCGCUGCACCACCAUCACCCGGAAGAACGCAGCCAAAAGCAGCCAGUCGCCCACAGAAACAGAGAUUCUCAGUCGGUAGAGAUGCAACUGAUGGCAAAAUUAGAUGUAUAUACUUCUCUGCUACUAAAUGAACAUGCUUAGUGUGCCUUUAGAUGAUAUUGGGGGGGAACAGUGACACCUUUAUCGUUAAUUGUGAAUACUGAAGAAGUACUUAACAUGCAUAACUCACCUCGUCUCUACUGGUGUUAUUUUUCCAUACUGGAAACCUUGUGUUGUGCCUUAUAUGCAUUGAGAUUGUGCCCCCUUCGGGUUCAUUUCUCUCUGACCAAAUGGGAAAUCUAAAGUCUGCAGUGCCAGUGUGUGUGCGUGUGUGUAUAGACUGUAUCUAAUUAAAACUAAACAUGGCUUCCAGAUUAUGAUCAAGGAAGUGUAUUUGCAUGUAAAUGAAGAUCUGAUUACAAAUAAAUCAUUUCUGUAAGCACCAUC
This is a messenger RNA of Salarias fasciatus (jewelled blenny), 2068 nucleotides long. RefSeq names its product NADPH oxidase organizer 1a (gene noxo1a). The transcript has 8 exons. Lineage: Eukaryota; Metazoa; Chordata; Actinopteri; Blenniiformes; Blenniidae. Gene Ontology annotation, molecular function: protein binding; superoxide-generating NADPH oxidase activator activity; phosphatidylinositol binding. The coding region runs from base 90 to 1661 and encodes 523 amino acids. Gene Ontology annotation, biological process: superoxide anion generation. Gene Ontology annotation, cellular component: cytoplasm. The record is from RefSeq and is a predicted model, not a curated record.